Adineta ricciae is the source of this 1350-nucleotide messenger RNA. NCBI's taxonomy places the organism in Eukaryota, Metazoa, Rotifera, Eurotatoria, Adinetida, Adinetidae. The record is from the annotation of a GenBank genome assembly.
AUGGCUUUCAAUAACAAAAGCAAUGAUUUAUCAAACAACUGCUGGUAUAUGGAUGUACAAAAUCAAAAGCAAGUGUAUCCAAUCGAGCCAAAAUCGCAACCAGAACAACAACAAUCACAUCCAAUAAAAAGAAAAAGAUGUCAUGCUAAUAGAAAGUUACAACGCUAUCGUCGAAAACUUCGAAAUCAAGGUAUAGAUUUAUCAGUUCAUAGUAAACUAUCAUCUACAAAUGAAAACAGCCAACAUCAUAAGCAAACAAUAAUUAAUUCAACUAUUAUUGAAGCAACUUGUCCUCCAGUCAAAUCAAUUCAACAGAAAAUAACCAAAAAGAAGAAAUGUAACCAGAAUAAUAGUCAAUUGGAUCCAGUUGAAUUUAUGGGAAAUGAUUUAGUUGAUUAUAAUGCUAUAUCUGAUGAAAUGUUAUAUCAAAGAACAUUAACAGCUUUUAAUCGAUCAGAUAAAUUCAACUCUUAUUUUAUUGGUGAUAAAAAGAUACACUUUAUUCGUCGAUAUAUUCAUUUAAUCGCUCAAAAUAUUUGGCAUGGUCGAAUGUCUAAACCUUCAGCUAUGAAGUAUUCAAUCUGUCAUACUUAUGAUAGAUCCAAAUCUGUUAUUGAACAACGACUUAAAUUGAUUGAAAAACAUUUAAAACAAGCACAAAAUGCAAUUGAAAAGUUUGAACAAGAGAUCAUAACUGAAUGCCAACAGGAUAAUGAUUGUUUAAAUGCAAUGAAAGAAUUAAAUUCAAUUAUAUAUCAAUUAGUACAUGAAAAGCAACAGGUUUUAGAGUGUAACUUUGAAUAUCAAAGAAAAAUGUUAAUUUUCAAUGCAGCUGAUCAUCAAUUACUUCAAAAUUUCUUUGAUAUCCGUCCAAACAACAAGCAUAUAAUCUUAGCAAGACACAUAUGGCAAGCAACAAAGAAUCAACUGACAAUUGAAGAAGAUCUAGCGUUGUUAAAAUAUCGUCAAACAUCAACAGCAUUACAAUCAACAUCUAAUUCAGUUCAUGAAAUAAUUAAUAAUAUUGAUCAAGAUAUACAAAAAUUGAAUGAAACUAUAUCUAUAUUUCCAACAAGUCAUUCAUUAUCAAAUGAAAUCGACAAACUAAUACAAUUGAAGAAUAAAAUUAUUCAUCAGGCGAUUGUUCACAAUGAAAAGAAACUGGAACAUCUCAGCACAAUUAUACAAGCAGAACAGUAUAGGUUUUCAGUGAAGAACAGAUUUAUGGAAAAAAACCCACAAUGGCAUGAACAGGUGUUUGAUGCUAUCGAAACUCGUCGAAAACAUAUGAUUCAACGUGCAAAAUGUAUUCAAAACCAUAAUCUAGUUAAAAUAACGCAAGACAAGUGA